AUGCCUGUAAGCUGGAACAAGAUGAUUUUGCUACUAGGAAUGGUCUGUUUGGAACAAGGCACAUCUGCAAAUCUUCCUCUUCCAAAAGGUACCGAAUGUGGGAAGAAUCUGGCUAAGGUAGGGCCUCAGAAUUACUUUAACAUUUUCAGUCGCAUUGUUGGGGGAAGCCAAGUGAAAAAGGGUUCUUACCCCUGGCAGGUAUCUCUGAAACAAAGGCAGAAGCAUAUCUGUGGAGGAACCAUCAUCUCUCCACAGUGGGUGAUCACAGCUGCUCACUGUGUGGCAAACAGAAACUUUGCAUCAACUUUGAACGUUACUGCUGGAGAACAUGACUUAAGCCAGGAAGAGCCAGGAGAGCAAACCCUCACCAUUGAAACCAUCAUUGUACACCCAAGAUUCACCAUCAAGAAACCAAUGGACUAUGAUAUUGCCAUUUUGAGAAUGGCUGGGACCUUCCAAUUUGGCCAGUUGGUGGGACCUGUGUGUCUUCCAGAACCAGGGGAAAGAUUUGAGGCUGGAUUUAUUUGUACAACUACAGGCUGGGGCCGCUUGACUGAAGAUGGCAUCCUCUCACAAGUCCUGCAGGAGGUGAACCUGCCUAUUUUAUCCAAGAAGGAGUGUGUGGCAGCUCUGUUAACCCUAAAGAAGCCAUUUAAUGGGAAGACCUUUCUCUGCACAGGCUCCCCUGAUGGAGGGAGGGAUGCAUGUAAGGGAGAUUCAGGUGGCUCACUCAUGUGCAGAAAUAAGAAAGGAACCUGGACUCUGGCUGGCGUGACUUCCUGGGGUUUGGGCUGUGGUCGAAGCUGGAGAAACAAUAGGCAGAAAGAUGAGCAAGGGUCCCCUGGGAUCUUCACAGAUCUUAGUAAAGUGCUUCCCUGGAUCCGUGAACACAUCCAAACUGGGCAUCAAAGAAAGAGCUCCAGAGCAUCAUGCAGUGAAAAGGAUGGUAUAGUCAGCGGGUCUGAUGGGGAGCUGCACUUCCCAGAAAGUCUCCACGUGUAUUAUGACAGUGAGCAACAGUGUGUUUGGACCCUGUUGGCACCAGAGGGAAUGCAUGUGUUGCUCAGUUUUUCCCGCAUGGAUGCAGAGUCUUGUCACCACAAUCACCUGGCAAUGUAUUCUUUGGAAGACAGACUCUUUGGGAAACUCUGUGGAGAAAUCCUCCCUUCCUCUGUUCUUGUUGGUUCCAAUUCUAUAAAGCUGAAGUUCAUCUCUGAUGCCACAGAUUAUGCCACUGGGUUUAAUCUCACCUAUAAAGCUGUUACCCCAAACUACUUUCCUGAUUCAGGUUGCAAUUCCUUAACUAUCCUUUUUAAAGAAGGCAUCAUACAGAGUCUUCACUAUCCUGAAGACUACAAUGACAUGGCCAACUGUAACUGGAUUUUUCAAGCCCCCAAACAUCACAUAAUUAAGCUGUCAUUUCAGAGUCUGGAAAUAGAAGAAAGUGGAGACUGCACUUCUGACUAUGUGACAGUGCACAGUGAUGUAGAAAGGAAGAAGGAAAUAGCUCGGUUGUGUGGCUAUGAUGUCCCUCCCCCUGUGCUGAGCUCCUCCAGUGUCAUGCUCAUCAACUUCCAAUCAGAUGAAAAUGGGACCUUCAGAGGCUUCCAGGCUGCAGUCUCCUUCAUUCCUAUAGCAGAUUUAAAUACCUUGGUAUUAGAGGAUGGACCAGUGUUUCUGGAGACAUGGAAUGUGCCAUCUGAAGAAAUUAAUGCUUCUGGAAGCCUCAGCCCUGCUUUUAAGAUCUUCCAACUCAUUACGUCCAGGAUGAUUUUCCUUACCUAA
Molecule: messenger RNA, 1785 nt
Organism: Marmota flaviventris (yellow-bellied marmot)
Lineage: Eukaryota; Metazoa; Chordata; Mammalia; Rodentia; Sciuridae
Gene: Ovch2
Product: ovochymase 2
Biological process (GO): proteolysis; acrosome reaction
Molecular function (GO): serine-type endopeptidase activity
Source: RefSeq, a predicted model, not a curated record